Messenger RNA from Sphaerulina musiva SO2202, 1129 nucleotides. RefSeq lists its product as uncharacterized. Bases 10 to 978 code for a protein of 322 amino acids. Lineage: Eukaryota; Fungi; Ascomycota; Dothideomycetes; Mycosphaerellales; Mycosphaerellaceae. The transcript has a single exon. The record is from RefSeq and is a predicted model, not a curated record.
AGAACCAUCAUGGCCUCCACAACCAACCCAAGCCCCCUCCUCACCCUACCUCGCGAACUCCGAGAUCUCAUCAUGCUCGAAGCACUCACAAUCCGCUCUCCUCCCCCAACCCGCACUCGUCGAGAAAUCCCCCCCUCGGGCAGCGACGGCCAAUUCUACCUCUGGUCCGAACGCUCCAAUUGGAAACCCUUGAACCUCCUCGCCGUCAAUCAGCAACUCCGCGCCGAAGCUCAAGAACUCACGAUCCAACUCCAGAAAGCCCACAAGAUUCGUUUUGUCAUGGACAUUCUCGCUUCAGGAUACAUUUAUACGCCAAAAUGGACGCUGCAAAAUCUCGCGCUUCAACCGCAAUCGACGCUGGAUUUGCAUUGUAAUCUUCAGAUUCGCAGCACAGAAGCUUUUCGUUCGAAUCAUUAUGGUGGUGGUAAUACUGCCACGACGACAGAGGAGCCCGGACACGCUUUCAAAACAUUGUUGAAUUUUCUUUCGCGAUUCCUGUUUCUCGGUCCGACAUUCCUCUAUCAUGAUGACCAUCAUGGCAACGAAAAUCUUGAGAACAACACCACCACCCCCUUCUCCACCAAAGGGCCCUUCUUCAUCCACACGCUCAGCAUCGCCGUCACAUUUCAAGACCACUACACUCCUGCCACCCAUCCCGAUACCGUGCGAGAGAUUUUUCGCAUGAUGAAAGCUCUGAGUAAAUUGGAUACUGCAGGGAAAUGGAUCGGGAGCAUUCGGGUGGAGGCAACAUGGCGCGAACCACAAGGGGGGCAAGAUUGUCGAUGGGAGAGGGAGUGGGAUGUGAAGAAAAAAGAAGAAGAAAGAAAAGGAGGAGAAGAAGAAGAAGACCGGGAAGCUGCUGACGACCUUGAUGAUGAAGUGCUCAGAUUCAGAGAAGAGGACUGGGCCUGGAUGGAGUUGCAUUUUGGAGAGGCAUGGAGGAAACGGUACUUCCCUCGCAGGAGUGUCUCUGUGUAAUGAUGAGAUGAACGACAGCAUCUUCGAAUAUGCAUGAAGUUAUGAAGCUUAGGUAGGCAUGAUGAAGGAUUGGAUCUGGCUUACAGGAUUGGGGCAAGCCAUGGGCAAGUUUAUGACACCUUAGGUUUGUAGAGAAUUGACUUGAUACCUU